Cuscuta europaea is the source of this 2155-nucleotide messenger RNA. NCBI's taxonomy places the organism in Eukaryota, Viridiplantae, Streptophyta, Magnoliopsida, Solanales, Convolvulaceae. The record is from the annotation of a GenBank genome assembly.
UAUUCCUCACCUGAACUCCGUCUCUAUAAAUAAAACCUCACCCCAUUCCCAAAACUAAACCCAAAAAAUUCUGCCAAAUCAUGUGCGAAAGUUUCAGGCUCAAGUACCAGUUGUCCGAAGAAAUCGGCCGUGGGAAAUUCGGCACCGUCUACCGCUGCUUUUCUCCACUCUCCGGUGAAUCUUACGCCUGCAAAUCCAUUCAGAAGAAUCUCCUCAUCGACACCACCGAUCGGGAGUGCUUAGAGAAGGAGCCCAAGAUUCUUCACAUCCUCUCCGGGGGCCCCAACAUUCUCCGUCUCAUCGACGUCUACGAGGACGACAAUUACCUCCACGUCGUCACCGAGCUCUGCACCGGAGGGGAUCUUUACGAGCGGCUGGUGUCCCGUUGAAGAUUAUUUGCCCUGGCGCACUCAGUUUGAAUCCUUCGUGGUAGCUAACACGUUUUUGGGCUUCCUCGAUGGAUCUCUACCAGCCCUGCCUAUGUAUACCUAUAAUUUAUAUUAGGCUCAGGCACUGAAUCCUAAAUAUUAUCAUUGGCUCAAAUUAGAUCAGGCGGUACAUGCUUGGUUAUUUGUCACUCUUUCUCGAAAAAUCUUGAUGGAAGCCCAUUCAUUGAAGAAUUCUUUGGCUAUUUGGCAACGUUUGGAGUCCCGUUUUAUGGCUGCCAUUCUUGCACGUUCCAUGGAAUUAAAACAUACGCUUUUAUGCACCAAGAAGAAGGAGAAUCAGUCCAUGGAGGAAUAUGUUCAUGGGAUUCAAACAAUUGCUGAAUAUUUAUCCGCCAUUAACGCGCCGGUCUCCAAUGCCGAUCUUAUUGAGUAUACACUUUUAGGAUUGGGACCAGAUUAUGAGUCGCUAGUGGGACCCCUUACCUUAUUUCCGGAAGGACUCACUUUUGACUCCUUAGGCACAAAAUUGGUCCAUCAAGAUGCCCGUCUCUGCUACCAACAAUCCUUCGAGGGCACCAUUCCUACACCGGCGUUUGCUGCCCUUAAUUCGGCAGGGGGUGUUGCGGCACCUUCUCCUUCGUCUGGUAACUAGCAGCAGCAGGCAGCUCGCGGUGGCCGUGGUGGAAGGCGUGGCAGCCGCGUUCGAGGGCGCGACAAAGGAAGAAAUCAGUAGCCGAACAUGUAUGCCCCGCCUCCCUUUUAUGGCAGCCACGGCCCGCCACAGUUCCAGCAGUCACAAUCCAGCAGGGGGGCCAAACAGCCGAAUGAGUGGGGACCGGGUACAGUUAUUUGUAAUUCAGUUAAGUCAUCGUUUUAUACUCCGGCUCUCUCUACUUUUUGUACUAACUAUGCUUCUGCAGGAUCUCCAUCUUUUGAGAAUAGUUUUGGUUCAGUUCCUCCACCUGUUGUGUGUCAGAUCUGUCAUUCUCCAGGUCAUUCGGUUGUUGCGUGUCCAUCUCGUUUUGUUCAAGCUCAAGCUCCUGCCUUGGCUAUCUCUGCCGGUAAAUCCACUCCAGCUGUUUGGUAUCCUAACUCGUGUGCUUCUCCUCACAUGACUGUUGGUGAUUUGCAUUUAUCUACUAUGCCAAUCCAGAUGUUUUGCAAAAUAAAUCUAUUUAUUCUGGACCACUAAAAAUUACAGUUGCGAAUAGCUCUAAUCUCCCUGUUAUGACUGUUGGUGAUUUGCAUUUAUCUACUAUGUCUCGGCCCCUCCAUUUAAAAUCUGUUUAUCAUGUGUCUAGUCUUAAAUACAAUCUUCUCUCUAUUCAACGAUUAUGUGCCGAUAAUAACUGUUUUGUGAUUUUUGAUAAAAAUUCUAUCUGUAUUAAGGAAACACUUUCGGGGAAGGUGCUCCUCCAAGCUUCCAGUAAUGGCAGUGUUUAUCCUAUUUCCUUCACACAUCCCUCACCAGUUGCUCUCAUCUCUCAUGUUGCUCUCGGCCCGGUCUGGCAUCGUCGUUUGGGACAUUGUGGAAGAAGUAGUAUUUUAGAUAAAUUAAAAAAAUCUGGCACUAUUUCUAGUACUUCUAGUUUUUCCCUUGAUUGUAUUUCUUGUCGAUUAGGAAAGUCACAAUGAUUACCUUUUCAAGAAGUGUGGCAUAAAUCUACUGCUCCUUUAUAUUUAAUUUAUUCGGAUAUUUGGCAAUCUCCUGUUCUUUCAACAAGUGGCUUUAAAUAUGAUGUCUUAUUUAUUGAUGAUUUUUCUCA